AUGUACGUAGAUCACGCAUUCUCGAUCAGAGAUGAGGACAUCAUGGUGGAGUCAUCGUACACGGCGAGUGACAAUGCACCCAUCAAGGAGAUCGCUCUCGCUGUUGCUCUUCUCUUCUUCAGAAUCCUUGGCAUCAUUAUCGGUUCUCUCAUGGCCUACAACCACGUCGGCGACGACAAUGCUCACGGUCUGUUCUUUGCCAUACUGGGAAUGAUGUUGUUCAUACCGGGUUUCUAUUAUACACGGAUUGCAUAUUAUGCUUACAAAGGAUACCAAGGCUUCUCUUUCUCUAACAUACCUCCUGUAUAG
This is a messenger RNA of Lotus japonicus, 309 nucleotides long. RefSeq lists its product as uncharacterized. The transcript is spliced from 2 exons. The coding region runs from base 1 to 309 and encodes 102 amino acids. Gene Ontology annotation, cellular component: endomembrane system. Lineage: Eukaryota; Viridiplantae; Streptophyta; Magnoliopsida; Fabales; Fabaceae. The record is from RefSeq and is a predicted model, not a curated record.